Messenger RNA from Acanthocheilonema viteae, 1080 nucleotides. Lineage: Eukaryota; Metazoa; Nematoda; Chromadorea; Rhabditida; Onchocercidae. The record is from the annotation of a GenBank genome assembly.
AUGGGUGGACAUCGACGCGACCAAAGUGAUUCCCAUGUACCUCUUCGGCAAUCUAUCGAGUUUCAACAAUGUAUUUCAAGUAAUAGUGAAGAUCAGAUUCGGUCUCCCACUGAAGCAUCGUUGAAUAUCGCCGAGCCAGUACCUAAUGGAACAGUCAGCUCCAUAACCUCAGUCGAUUUGCCGAUUUAUCACAAUGAUUGCAUUAUUCAUCGACAACGAAGAGCAUGGCAAAAGGAAGCAUUGAAAACAUGUGCUGCAUUUUUUUGCUUGUUAAUAUCGGCGUUCCUCAAUUUUUUUCUACUCACUGUGAUUCACGAUAUAGUACCGAGAGAACCCCUUCCAGACCUCGUUUUUAUGCUGAUACCACAGCAGAGGUGGGCUUGGGUUGUCGGAGAUAUAUUUUCCACUUUAAAUGCUGUACUUGGCUUCACAUGUGUUCUGUUGCAUAAGAAACGGUUAAUAGUAUUUCGUCGUGUGCUAUUACUUGGGGGAAUUAUGUAUGGUUUACGGGCAGUAGUUCUUGGACUGACGUUUUUACCUCCAUCAUUUCAAAAUCGUGAUGAAAUAUGCUUACCGCAAGUUAACAGAACUGCCAUGUAUGCUACGGAAAUAACAACAAGAUUUGUAACAUAUGUUAUAACGUUGGGUCUAACUUCGGGUCAGGACAAGAUUCUUUGUGGCGAUCUCAUGUUCAGCGGUCACACCGUUGUAUUAACGAUCAUGUACUUCACCUUACUUCAAUACACGCCAAGGAGAUUGGUCUAUUUACGAUACAUCGCAGCACCAUUAACAUACAUCGGAAUAGCAGCACUGGUCAUUUCGGGCGGUCAUUAUACAAUGGAUGUACUCAUAGCUUACUGGCUGACCAGUCAUAUCUUUUACGCUUACCAUCAAGUUUUUGAAAUGCCGAGAGUAGAAAGGACCAAGGCACCUCUUUCUCAUUUAUGGUGGUUUUGGUUAUGUUAUUGGUUUGAAAGCGAUGUGCCAGACGGUGCAUUACGAAACGAAUGGGAUUGGCCAUUACCGGGUCCAAUCUGUAUACAUCAUUUUGUUCAACGAAUAAGCGAUAAAUUACAAUAG